UUCACAACCCGUGAACUUAAUUCCACCCCUCGCAUCGCCAAAAUUAUUUUGUCUAAAAUAAUCAUUGGACAAGAGUUUACAUACACUGCAUAAUUUUUUUCCUAAAUUCAUGGGCAGGCAGCCCCAAAAAUCCCGAUUUAUGGAACCACGGCUUUAUUUUUGUCCAAUCUGACCGUCUCGCAGGAUUUAGGGCAAAUCCCGGUUAAAUCCUGCUCUAAAUCCUUUGCGGGCCCCUUGAUUUGCAGCCGGAAGAGAUCAUCGAACAGUCGAACCUGCUCAGAUAGCUAUAGUUGAUUCAAUCCACCUCAUGAGGCCGAUGGAUCGAUUCAUGGCUCGGAGAGCGGAAGCGCAUCUGUUUUUAGGAGACAUUGACUCAGGAAACAUCGAUGACAAUCGGGAAGCCGUCGAGGGGCCUCCGGAAAUACUUGGAGUGGAUUGGAAUGGGCACGAAGCAGGGGUAGAGUCAUCACCACCCCCAAAAGAGGAGGCGACGGAAAAGCCGUUACACUUCAUGGGGAUGAAGGUACGGAGGCGAGCUAACUUGCUUAGUGAGUGCCAUGGGGAUUACAUUGACGUGUCAUCCGAUCCUUCUCUCUCAAAGAUACCAAGAAAAUAUGGUGAUGGAAAGGUUUUAUUUGCUGACAAAGUUUUGAGAUUCACAAGAACUGGAAAGAUGAAACGUCGUAUUCUAUUAAUUACAGACUCAGCUGUCUACAUCAUUGAUCCUGAUUCUGAUGUAAUGAAAAGAAGGAUAGCACUUGCAGCUGUUGAUAAGUUACGCAUGAGUGAGCUGAAUGAUAACUUUUUUGCAAUUGUCAUCCCAAGUGAGUACGACUGUCUUAUGGCGAGCACUCGAAAAAUAGAAAUCGUCAAUGUGUUACUCGAAGCCACUAAGACUAAAUCUGAGUAUGAAUUUAAGGUUUUUCGCUCAAACAGGUUUGAGUACAAUGCUGCUGCCGACAAAGUAAAAGAAGUAGAAUUUGAGGAAGUAGCUGGAAACGUCAUGACAAAGUUUCUAAGGAAAUAAAACCAGUGAUGUUGGCUGUUCUCGUUUUGUUCUUGGACUCUAGAUCUACUUGAAGGUAUUCCCAACUGAAACUGCCAAUUUUCUUCCAAUUUUUUUCGCUGGACUUGCUUUUAUAAAUUCGUAAAAUGUAUUAUUUCUGUGCAUAUGCCUUAUACUACUAACAUUUGGGAAUAACAACAUUUCUUCUGUUUUACUUUUCUGUAAUUUUUGGGAUCGGACAUGGGGUUCUUUGUAGUUCUUUCUCA
Phalaenopsis equestris is the source of this 1272-nucleotide messenger RNA. Its product is annotated as myosin ID heavy chain. Gene Ontology annotation, molecular function: cytoskeletal motor activity. The transcript is spliced from 4 exons. The record is from RefSeq and is a predicted model, not a curated record. Lineage: Eukaryota; Viridiplantae; Streptophyta; Magnoliopsida; Asparagales; Orchidaceae. Gene Ontology annotation, cellular component: myosin complex. The coding region runs from base 308 to 1027 and encodes 239 amino acids.